Funneliformis mosseae is the source of this 1434-nucleotide messenger RNA. Lineage: Eukaryota; Fungi; Glomeromycota; Glomeromycetes; Glomerales; Glomeraceae. The record is from the annotation of a GenBank genome assembly.
AUGACAUGUCAACUUCCUGCUGAUUGUUUGAAUGAAAUCUUUGAAUACUUAGCAGAAGACAAAAUUUCAUUACGCUCAUGCUUAUUGGUUAAUCGUUCUUGGUGCGAAGUUGCAGUUAGGAUUUUUUGGAGAAAUAUUUUUAGCAUCCAAUAUUAUUUACAUCAUCGAGAACAUAUACCAUUUGCAACCCUUGGAACCAUAAUUGCUUGUCUCCCCAGUGAAUCAAAAGACCUUUUAUAUAAUAUUAAUGGAAUUGUUGUUCCAACGCCUACCUUAAACCCACCAAUAUUUAAUUAUUUAUCAUUUGUCAAGGUUCUUUCAAUUUGUACGAUUGGUCAAAUUAUUGAAGAUGCUCUAAAGAAACAACAUAUUUCUUCUUCGCAAAGCCUAUACUUUAGUAAAUAUUUAAUGUUACAAGAAUUGUUUAAAGGCUUCAUGAGUCAAAUUUCAUCUUUAAAAUCUUUGGAUUAUGUUUCAAGGUUAGACACGCAAUACAUGCCCUUUUCGUAUUUCCCCGGAGCAAAAGAUUGUUUGAAAGAUCUAUCAGCAUUUAGUUGUGACUCAAAUAUUUACCCCGAAUUUUGUUUUCAAAUGUCUCAAAUAUGUUAUAAUAUACAAUCAUUGACAAUAGAAUUUAAAAACAGCGUAUCAGAUGGGUUGAAGGACUUAAUUACCUUCCAAGUCGAUUUGAAAUAUUUAAACUUAAAGGCUUUUGAAGACAAAGAUUGGAGGGAAAUCAUACCCGCUCUAACUAAACAUCAUAAUAAUUUAACAAAAUUACACAUUAAUACUGAUAUAGACAGUGUAUCAUUCUCAUUUAUCGCUUUAUUUGAGAAUUUACAAGAACUCUUUAUUUGCUCUGAUCGAUAUAUUUCCGAUUUUGAUAAAUUACAACAUGUUACCUUUCAAAAUUUACGAGUCUUGAAAAUUCCUAACAGACAACCAAAAAGUGAAUUCUUCACGAAAUUUUUGGAAAACAAUGGACAAAACCUUGUUGAAUUGGUUUUAUCUGAUGUUAACAAAUCAGUAAAAUUAUCAAUAUCUCGUUUUUGUCCAAAUCUUAAAAAUCUCUUCGUAUUAUUUGGAAAGGAUGAGACGAAUCUAUUAAAAGCCAUACUUGAUAGUUGUCAAGCUUUAGAAAGUAUCAAAAUGUGGUGUGGUCAUGACUUUUUAAAUGAGAAAGAGUUUCUCGAAGUUAUCGCAAGCUUUUCACCAAAAAAUUUUAAUGAAUUGAAGUUAUAUAAUGAUACAAGAGAAUUAUUUCGCGAGGACAUGGAAUCAUUUCUUUUAAGUUGGGGAAAUCGAAUUCCACAUAAACCGUUAAAAUUAUUUGUUACGACGUUGGAAUUGAAUGAAGAGAUCAUUACAACAAUUGAAAAAUAUAGAAAAUUAGGUGUCAUCAGGAAAUUUGGAUUUGAAAAUUUUGAUUAUUAA